GUCACUAUGGUAACUGAACGCUGAGACUUCAGACUGACGGAAAAGUCAGUGUGAAGUAAAUUCAGCGUUAGCUAAAAUAAAAUAGAGCUACAUAAAAGCUAAUUAAUAAACGCAAGGGUAAAAGGGCAAAAUCAUGAUGGACAAACAUGAAGACUUCGAGAGUUUUUUGAAGAAUGUUGACAAAAUAAGUGAGCUAGUGAAGGAUCUAAAGUCUUCUGAUGUCGAAAUCCAGCAAAAAGCAAUGGAGACAGCUGAUUGUUACAUUGCUGCCUUGGAUGAACCCUGCAGGACAAAAGUCAACAAGACUACAAUCAACACAAGCCCACCACUCCAGCCUUCUUUGAGUCUGCAGAAUGAAAGUCCAGAGACUUUCAUGAAGAUUAUGGAGAGAGAUGCUGAAGACAGAAGAGUAAGGAGGAUUGCAAAAGCGAAAAAGGCAACUGCACUCAAAGACAAGGGGAAUGAAGCUUAUGCUCAAGAAGACUAUGAAACUGCUGUGAAGUAUUACAGUGAUGGCUUGGCUGAACUAUGGGACAUGCAGCCAUUGUACACCAACCGAGCACAAGCCUACAUCAAGCUGGGAAAGUACAAGGAGGCCAUCAGUGACUGUGAAUGGGCCCUGAAGUGUAAUGAGAGGUGCAUAAAGGCUUAUCUACAUAUGGGGAAAGCAUAUCUGGCAUUGAAGAAAUAUAAUGAGUCCAGAAACUGCUUUGAAAAGAUAGCGGAAAUUGAACCUGGGAGGGAGAAGAUGGUGAAAGAAUACCUGACCCAGGUAGAUUUGGAAAAGGAGAAAGAGAGUCAGGAGAUGAAUGCGAUGCAAGCGUUUGACAAGGGGGAUGGGAAGGCCACAGCAGUGCCCCAGCUGCUGGAGAAGCUGUCAAGGCCCGGCCAGAUGCCCCUCUACUACUGUGGAGGAUUGGAGAUUCUGUCACAAGCAGUUACUGACUGUAUAGGCCAGACCCUUUUCAGACUGAACAAUGGCUUUAGUAUCAUCAGCAGCAAUGACACGAUGACAAGUUGCCUGUUGCAGAAAACAAAGGAUCCAGACAGCCAGGAGUUGUGUGUGUCUGUUCUGAAAUUUUGGAGGGUCAUUUGUUGUGGAAAUGAUGAAAACCAGAAGAUGUUGAUGAAAUGCCCAGUCACCAGACAGUCCAUAGUUCACUUGGUAACAUCCGAGCAUGUUGCAGCACAGAAAGAAUGCCUGGCAUUACUAUAUUUGUACUCACAGAUUCCACAUGGCAGACGUUUGGCCAUUGACAACUUGAAUGUGCACAUGUUAGUGAGGAACCUCAUGGCGUGCAUCUCAAAGCCAAAGCAGCAGCAGGAGAACACAGCAGUCAACAUUCUGGAGAACUUUACAGCAGAAAACAAAUUUUGCAUUCAGUUAAGGAAUGUGUUGACAAACUCUGUCAUGUUGCCAUUUACAACAAUACUGAGAAAUAUCAGCAAGUUUAAUCAGCACAUCCUUCCCUCGCUGAUAUCGGCUGUUGGCUGUCUGGCUCGAGAUGACGUCAUCUGUCACAAUUUUGCUCAUGAUCCAGAAUGUUGGAAGGCCUUUCUGGUCGCCAUUAGGCAGUGCAGUGCAUGUGAAUACAAAGAGGUCCUUUACCCCAUGCUCGGUCUGAUCAUCAACCUUUCAACUAUCACCUCUCCAGUCAUUCAAAAGCAUGCUGUUUCACUCUGUGACUGCUGUCUGGGCCUGCUGAGGGAUAGUGAUGGAGGAGUCAUAACCAGAGCCACAGGCGUACUGAGCACUGUCCUCCCUCAGUCCUCUGAGGCCGUUCAGCAUGUUAUUCAGGGGGAUGUGGUCCGCACCAUGCGCCGGCUGCUCAAGGGAACAGGGCAGACUGCCACGAAGUAUGCCAUUAAGACUCUGACAGUGUGCACUGCUGCCAGUCACUUGGCACGGGAGGAGCUGGUAAAGUCUGAUAAAAAACUGUCUAUUUUACGUCAUUUGCUGGGUUCCAGCUGUGAUGAGAUGGUGUCAGGAAAUGCAGCCCUGUGCUUGGCCCACUGCCUUGAGUUGGAGGGAACUGCCAGCAACCUGUUGGGUACUGAUAUUGUGCUGCUGCUACUGCGCCAUGCUGCAGUAGAUGCUAAGAGGACAGCUGUGCAGCAAAAUACAGCCAUUGCUUUGGGGAAGCUGUGUCAAUCUGAGCCCAGACAUAAGAACAAACUACGAGAACUACACGGCCUUGAGAUCCUGCACUCCUGUAUGAAGCUCAUCACAUGAACUCAUGACAAUAACAUGUUUUAUAAUCUCCUUGUCAUCAGUCUUGUUCUCUUCUGUGUUCUGUUUUAGGCUUAGAUGCUUACCCACUUAUUGGGGAAAACAAAAAUUCACUAAAAAACAUCAAUCCUGGUAGUCAUAUAUAUUUUUUUCUUUUUUUUAAAUUCAUCAUUGAUUACUAUUCCAAUUGAUCUCUAUCAUUUAAAAAAAACAAUAUGGAUUUUUUUUUUAAGAAAGCUAAUAAUGAAAGAUUGGUUUCAUUUGAAUAAGAUUGUGUUCCUUAAUCUACAUAAACAAGGUCAUAAACAUUAGCAACAUUCUGGGCUGUCCUUGUUUUUCAUGCUCUUGUGAAUUUUUAUGGAUUAAGAAUAUGUGUGUAUGGAGGUGCACGUGCAGUCAGUUUUACCAUCUUUAUGCGUCUGUUAUUCGAUUAAAAUAUUAAUAUUAUUAUAAUAUUAUACAACAAAAAACAAAAUAUUUGUCGUGAAUACUUUUUUGCAAAGCAAAUAAAUAAAUAUAUGACAGAAUACACUGUUUAAACAAAUAAGCACCCAGUUUGAAGAGUUCACUUGUAUAGUGGUACAAACCAAUUAUGGGAUUGUGAAGGACUGAUAUUAAUCAGGCAGCAUUAGCAUACUGAUGGGAUUUGAAGUGAGAUGCAGAUUAGAGCGAUGUAUCCCUGUGGUUUAAGGCUCAUAGAGGUAUUAAUCUGGCACUUAUUCACCCGUCUUGAAGGGCUCUCUCUUAUUUACCAUGAAGAAGUGUGUAAAAUGCUAAUUAUGCAGUAUACUGCUUACUUAACAGCUAGUAUUACUGGCAGUCUUGACAGCCAUACCUCUAUGUGACCAUAGUCACAAGUUCUAAUAAACUGUGUGUCCUCAAAGGUAA
Messenger RNA from Siniperca chuatsi (mandarin fish), 3118 nucleotides. RefSeq names its product tetratricopeptide repeat domain 12 (gene ttc12). Bases 134 to 2233 code for a protein of 699 amino acids. The transcript is spliced from 21 exons. The record is from RefSeq and is a predicted model, not a curated record. Lineage: Eukaryota; Metazoa; Chordata; Actinopteri; Centrarchiformes; Sinipercidae. Gene Ontology annotation, molecular function: protein binding.